GACAGAUCUCACAGACUCCUGCACAACAUGAUGCUCUGAUCUGAGCCUCUUCAUCAUCACCCUCAUCUCUCUCUUAGGCGAUGAGUUCAGUCAUCAUCUGAUCUUUUGUGGGUCUCAGAAAUCUUUUCACGAGACAUGGUGCUACCUGAAAAAACCUCCAAACCAUGUGCCCCCCAAGGACCCCCAGACGCGGCUCUGAUGCAGCAGAGCCUGCCCUCCCCGGCCCUGUGCUGCGCCUGCGGCCUGUGCAUCAUGCUGGCCGGCAUCAACAUCACCCUGGUGGGAGCCUUCGCCUUUGGCACCUUCAUGCCUUCAGGAAACCCCCCAAUCAUCAUCGGACCUCUCCUUUUAUUGAUAGCAUUGGGCUUUUUCACAGGUUGCUGUGUGCGCAGCAGGAGACCUCCGGCAAACAUGGCCCGCAAGGCUAAAGGAGGCGAGAAGUGGGGGCUGAUGAGGAUGGGGACGGCAGCUUUUGAGAUGGAGACGAGCGAGCACACGCUGCAGGACACCACGGCCGUCCAGCUCAGCCCCACCAACUCCCCCAGCUCCUCUCACAAGUCCAGCUGCAGCCGCGGGGGGGACGCCGGCUGCCAGGAUGAAGCCGGGGAGCUGCACAUGUCUGAGAUGUCAGGCCAGGGUGUCACGGGAGAUAAGGGCGCCGUGACCUCUGACAGGAAGCUGAGCAGUCCCACACAGAUGCUGCAGAACACUUCCUCUACAUAGCAUGGACUUUCUUCUGAGCAUUGAUGUUUGCUUUAUUUUUUGCUGUUAACAGAAUCAGAAUUCGUUUAUUAGUUCCCCAGAAGAGGAACAUUGACAGUGUAACAACAGAAGUGGCCUAGCAGGUAAAAGAGGCAAGCAAUAAUGAAAAAGAAGACCUUGUAAAGAUAAAAUGUUGGGACAUCUAUAAAAUGGUAGGCUUUGACAUCAGAGUGACUAUAGCACAGUGCAAUUGCAAACAAGUGUUUACAUUUCAAGUAUGGAAAUGUUUGGUUUGACUGCCAUUUUUAAAGAGGGAAAAAAAGACCCUGAUGAAUGUCCAAGACUGCAGAGUAAAAUGUGAUGUGCUAAACCUCUCUGAUUGUAGCUUCUUCAAUGUGUUCCAGUUUGUGGUUGAACUUGUAUUGCUAAAUCCCAGGAUGUACAUUGCCAGAAACAGGAGAUGAUACCUUAAUUAAAGUGCCUGUUUGCGUACUUCUCUUUUAAAAACACCCACUGGAUCGACUGUGGUUAGUACUUAUCAACCUCCUUUAAAAGAGAAAAUAUCCAGCCAAGCUUCUCUGAGUCAUGAAAGCUGUUCCUGUGUAAACUAAAUAACCAUCCAUGUGUUUUUUUCACACGCUUUAAGAGAAGUGUUAUAUUUUUGCUUUUAAAUGCUUGCAUCCGCUGCUGAGUGAGUAAUCUGUUGUGUCCAGAUGGGUAUUCAAGAACAAAUUAUUAUUAUGUGUCGUUGUUGCUGCAGACGUCAAUACAUGUUUGUGGCAUCUUUCCUUUUUAUAAAUAAAGCUGAAAUGUUAUUUGAUCA
This is a messenger RNA of Trematomus bernacchii (emerald rockcod), 1525 nucleotides long. RefSeq names its product transmembrane protein 275-like. Lineage: Eukaryota; Metazoa; Chordata; Actinopteri; Perciformes; Nototheniidae. The record is from RefSeq and is a predicted model, not a curated record.